Molecule: messenger RNA, 1454 nt
Organism: Arabidopsis thaliana (thale cress)
Lineage: Eukaryota; Viridiplantae; Streptophyta; Magnoliopsida; Brassicales; Brassicaceae
Product: Terpenoid synthases superfamily protein
Exons: 2
Coding region: 162-1235 (357 amino acids)
Biological process (GO): trans, trans-farnesyl diphosphate biosynthetic process; geranylgeranyl diphosphate biosynthetic process; geranyl diphosphate biosynthetic process
Cellular component (GO): chloroplast; cytoplasm
Molecular function (GO): prenyltransferase activity; geranylgeranyl diphosphate synthase activity; (2E,6E)-farnesyl diphosphate synthase activity
Source: RefSeq, marked reviewed
CUUAUUCGACCAAACCCAUAAUUGAAAAUUCAUAUAAUUUUGUUGGCAGAUUACAGUUUUAAGACAACAGUAAGGACGUUGACCUUCAUUGCUUCCAAGCAUUCGAAACCUAUUAAGAGCUCCACUUAAUAUAAUAUUAUAUCGGAGAAGGUGGAUCGGCCAUGGCUACUACUCUCAGCUCAUCCUCUCUCUUCAUCCAAUUCAGAGGACGGAGAUACAACUCCCUAUCAUCAUUCAACAAUCUCCAAAAGCGCACCGUUUUGUCGCUUUCUUGUGCUCUAUCCUCACAAGGUGGAGACAUGAUUCCACCAGAGGGAAAAAGCAAUGAUCGCAACUCUGCCUUUGACUUCAAGUCGUAUAUGAUCCGUAAAGCCGAAUCCGUAAGUGCGGCUCUCAACGUUUCGGUACCUCUCCAAGAACCACUCACGAUACAAGAGGCGGUGCGGUACUCAUUACUAGCGGGCGGAAAACGUGUGAGGCCUCUCCUCUGCAUUGCUGCUUGUGAGCUCGUGGGUGGCGACGAGGCUACUGCCAUGUCAGCCGCUUGUGCAGUCGAGAUGAUCCACACGAGCUCGCUAAUCCAUGACGACCUCCCGUGCAUGGACGAUGCCGACCUCCGUAGAGGCAAGCCCACCAACCAUAAAGAAUUUGGAGAAGACAUGGCGGUUUUGGCGGGUGAUGCACUCCUUGCUUUAGCGUUUGAGCACAUGACGUUCGUGUCAAAUGGGUUGGUUGCCCCUGAGAGGAUGAUCCGUGCUGUAAUGGAGCUGGCAAAGGCCAUAGGGACAAAAGGGCUAGUGGCUGGGCAAGUGACUGACUUAUGUAGCCAAGGAUUGAAUCCAGACGACGUCGGAUUGGAGCGUCUAGAGUUCAUCCACCUCCACAAAACGGCCGCCUUGUUGGAGGCAGCGGCAGUUUUAGGAGCCAUAAUGGGAGGUGGAACAGAGGAAGAGAUCGAAAAGCUAAGAAAAUAUGCGAGAUGUAUUGGGCUGUUGUUUCAGGUGGUUGAUGAUAUUCUUGACGUAACGGAAUCUACUAAGGAAUUGGGCAAGACAGCCGGAAAAGAUGUAAUGGCCGGGAAGCUGACGUAUCCAAGGCUGAUAGGCUUGGAGAGAUCCAGGGAAGUUGCGGAGAAACUGAGAAGAGAAGCAGCGGAACAGCUUCUAGGGUUUGAUUCCGACAAGGCGGCGCCUCUUGUGGCUCUUGCUAGCUACAUUGCCUGCAGACACAACUGAUAUUUUGCAUGAACUGAACAUAUCCUCAAAGCAUCUAAUGUCCUGACAAGUCCAUUCUUAGUUUUAUUAUUCAAAAAUAAAAAUAAGGUCCAUUAGAUUGAUCCAUGGUCUUCUUUCAUAUGAACCUUUGUCUUGUGAUCAUCACUUUGUGUUCUCAGCUUGCAUUUUAGUAUUACGUUUUUGAAUUUUAAUGUCAUUUUUCGAUUACUAAUAUAUCAU